Messenger RNA from Oryzias melastigma (Indian medaka), 1269 nucleotides. RefSeq names its product ubiquitin carboxyl-terminal esterase L3 (ubiquitin thiolesterase) (gene uchl3). Gene Ontology annotation, molecular function: cysteine-type deubiquitinase activity. Bases 120 to 818 code for a protein of 232 amino acids. The transcript has 9 exons. NCBI's taxonomy places the organism in Eukaryota, Metazoa, Chordata, Actinopteri, Beloniformes, Adrianichthyidae. Gene Ontology annotation, biological process: protein deubiquitination; ubiquitin-dependent protein catabolic process. The record is from RefSeq and is a predicted model, not a curated record. Gene Ontology annotation, cellular component: cytoplasm.
ACACUGGUUUAUUCCUUUUCAAUACGGAAGCGAUUCUAGCUGUCAGAGAUUUUUGUAGUAAACAUUUUCUGCUUUCUUUUUUUGUUUGGGAGUAAGCAUAACAUCUAGCGACAGUUAAUAUGGCUUCUCCACGCUGGUUGCCUCUGGAGUCAAACCCUGAAGUCAUGACUAAGUUUGUCAGUUGUUUGGGGAUGAAGCCGACCUGGCAGUUUGGAGACGUGUACGGCUUGGAUCCAGAGCUGCUUAGCAUGGUCCCCAGACCCGUGUGUGCGGUACUGCUCCUCUUCCCGGUCACAGAAAAGUAUGAGGCCUUCAAGCAGGAGGAGGAAGAGCGGCUCAAAGAACAGCCGCAGGAAGUGUCUCCUGAUGUUUACUUCAUCAAGCAAACUAUUGGAAAUGCUUGUGGAACAAUAGGCUUAAUUCAUGCCGUGGCAAACAACCAGGCACGACUGGAAUUUGAAGCGGACUCUUCAUUGAAGAAGUUUCUUGAACAAACAUCCAAAAUGACUCCAGAGGAACGAGCUGUCCUCCUGGAAAAGGAUGAGAGCAUACGAGUUAUCCAUGAAUCCAGAGCACAGGAGGGCCAGACCGAGGCACCAAGUUUAGAUGACAAAGUGAAUCUGCAUUUUAUAGCUUUCGUGAACGUGGGAGGACACUUGUAUGAGCUCGAUGGCAGGAAGCCGUUUCCUAUUGUCCACGGAAAGACAUCAGAAGAUACUUUACUUGAGGAUGCAGUCGACGUUUGCAAGGUGUUCAUGGCUCGUGACCCUCAGGAGGUCCGUUUUACCAUCAUCGCCCUCUCCAAAGACUCUUUCUGAGGAAGACCCUCUGCAAACCCCACAAGCAAACGGAACAUUACUGCCAAAUACGCAAAGUGCUUUUUGUAUUGGGAAAUCAAUUAGUUGUGUUAAAAAAAUAAUCACAAGCUUAAGAAAUGACGCAAUUAAUGGGAUUUGAGCUUCACUGUGCAAAAAAAUAAAAGUACACUAAUGUUGAAACGCCUCUGAUGAACCACUCUUCGAGCUGCACUGGUGUUUAAUCCCGAUUAAGACGGAAAUUACAACCCCAGACAGGAGUUUUCCCUUUGUUUUUUACUUUAAAUGAUCCAGCCUGCAAUGUGAUUUCCAAGGAUCUGUCCGCACGACUGUCUCCUGACUGGAGUUUCCUUAAAACGUGCUUCUGCUCUGCUGUAAGUGAGCUGGACAUCAGUGUGGACAGUGCCUACAUUUUGUAUCAAUUCUGUCAAAUAAAGUUCAAGUUGAAUACACA